AUGAGUUCGCCUCUAGACACGCUGUGGACUUUGACCCCUUGCUCUCAACCCAAAGUGGCGCAGCCUGAAUCGAUGUCUAUGCCCAGGGUGCUGCCUCCAACGAAGCCAACGCCUCCCUCCUGGGUGUCUCCCUCUUGGGCACCUCCCCUUUGGACACCUCUCCUUGGGCACCUCCCUCCUGAGCGCCUCCCCCUUGGGCGCCUUCCCCUUGGGCGCCUCCCUCUUGGGCACAUCCCCCUUCGGCGCCUACCUCUUAGCGCUAUCACUGACCACUUCUUCGUAUCCCACGCCAUAGGUGUGGUCGUUCACUUUGUUGCCAUCAGCACUAGGGAUGCCGACCUUGCUGUCUUUUCUGACCACGCCAGCGAUGGCUCGUUCUAUGCUGCUGAUCUGCCCUUCGAUUUACUUAGGAUUGAGGAAUUCUAUGAUACUAGGCUUGGGGUUCCCCUUGGAUUUCCCUAG
Molecule: messenger RNA, 462 nt
Organism: Ilex paraguariensis (yerba mate)
Lineage: Eukaryota; Viridiplantae; Streptophyta; Magnoliopsida; Aquifoliales; Aquifoliaceae
Source: the annotation of a GenBank genome assembly